This is a messenger RNA of Fundulus heteroclitus (mummichog), 1085 nucleotides long. Its product is annotated as protein jagged-1-like. Bases 228 to 986 code for a protein of 252 amino acids. Gene Ontology annotation, cellular component: membrane. Lineage: Eukaryota; Metazoa; Chordata; Actinopteri; Cyprinodontiformes; Fundulidae. Gene Ontology annotation, biological process: cell communication; multicellular organism development; Notch signaling pathway. The transcript has 5 exons. The record is from RefSeq and is a predicted model, not a curated record.
CUGCUGCGCUGACCCGCUGCUCAGAGCGCGGAGCGGCGGAGUGAGGCGGACUGUGUACGGUUCAGACAGCAGCAGCAGCAGCAGAGGUGCGCUUCUCCUCCUGCAGCCGUGCAUGCCCCGGAGCAACCAGGAUACUGCCUUUUUCUCUCCAUCUUCUGUAUUAUCCUCUGAGGCGUAUAUGUCGGGUGCUUUUCCCUGAUGAUCCCCAGCACUGAGCGGACGGAGACAUGUGGAAUAAACUGGUGGAAGCGCAUCGCUUCUUAAUACUUUGUCUUCUGCUGACUGUGUACGCCGAGGUGUGUCAGUCCUCGGGUUUCUUCGAGGUACAGCUCAUCUCGGUGGAAAACCCCAGCGGUCGGCUCCUGAGCGGCGACUGCUGUGACUCGGAGGGCGGCGAGGCGGACGGGAGCUGCGGCCCGGACGAGUGCGACACCUAUUUCAGGGUGUGCCUAAAGGAAUACCAGCUGGAAGUGAAGACUGGUGGAUCAUGCACCUAUGGGUUAGAAAUCACCAAAGUGAUCGGUGGAAAUACUUUCCAGUUCAGAGGAGCCCAGAAAGGCGGGCACGACACGGGGAAGAUUGUCAUUCCAUUUCAGUUCUCAUGGCCGCAAGAUUACACUCUCAUAGUGGAAGCUUGGGAUAAGGACAACGACACACACAGCAGUGGUGAUGAGCUGCUGAUUGAGCGAAGCAUCUACAAAGGGAAGAUCAACCCUGGUGAGGAGAAGCAGACAGUGGAAUACAGAAGUCAUAUAGCCACUAUUAAAUACACUAUCCGUCUGCGCUGCGAUGAACACUACUAUGGCAUCAGAUGCAACAUCGUGUGUCGCCCCCGCAACGACUAUUUUGGACAUUAUGUGUGCGACCAGUUUGGGAAGAGACAUUGCAUGGAGGGCUGGAAGGGAGAAGACUGCAAAACAGCCAUCUGCAAGCAGGGAUGUAGCCCCACACAUGGGACCUGCGACAUCCCAGGGACAUGCAAGUAAGUAAGCUCUAUAAUGACACACCUCCAACUUCAUCAGCUCUGCUCUAGGGUGGCCAUCUGUCCCAUAAUAGCCGGCACGUCCCGUGUUUUGAAUAAAUUG